Messenger RNA from Verruconis gallopava, 1182 nucleotides. RefSeq lists its product as uncharacterized. Gene Ontology annotation, biological process: chromatin remodeling. The record is from RefSeq and is a predicted model, not a curated record. The transcript has a single exon. Lineage: Eukaryota; Fungi; Ascomycota; Dothideomycetes; Venturiales; Sympoventuriaceae. Gene Ontology annotation, cellular component: Ino80 complex. Bases 24 to 653 code for a protein of 209 amino acids.
CCUUACGCAAAAACUAAUCCGCCAUGGCUCCAAUAACUAAUUCUUCAAACGAAGCAAAUCACCAAGCUCUACUCGAUAAACUCGACAUAUAUAGCGUCCCAAAACCAUUUCGCAAUCCAUCAUGGAAACCACCCCAACGCCGCAACAAGAAUCUUCGUCAGAUAAUAUCUGAAGCGCAACGCAAAGAAGCCUCUAUGAUGGGCUCGCAAGCCGUGUCAGGUUCCUCGACGCCAAUUCCAGCAUCGGACUUUGCAUCGACAGGUGCUAUGACUCCAGUCUCAAACGGUAGCGUCGCCCAUCACGGCAACACGAACAUCGCCCAGGCGGCGCAACGCCUUGAUCGCCUGGUGUUGGAACGGAAUCAACAAGCCGCAUUGGGGAUAACCAAGCCAAGUGGCGACACUGGUAGUGCAUUUGGGGGCGGAGCGCAGAGCAUGAGCGUCACAUAUACAAACAUUGAAAGCGCACCGAGCUUGCACCCCAGUAGCCAAAAGAAAUACUGUGACAUAACAGGACUGCCGACGAGCUACACGGACCCAAAGAGCAAGUUGAGAUAUUACAACGCAGAAAUAUACAACUACAUCCGGGCGAUGCCUCAAGGACAGAAGGAGGGUUAUUUGGCAAUACGUGGGGCUCAUACGGUACUUAAGUGAAGAUCGGUUAGGAUGGAUCUGGACAAAUAUAUGCACUAAACAUGGCUCCCAAUGCCAGAAGAACCUGUAAGGACCUCGAGAUUUUGCCAAACGCUCACAUUGGCAAUGUAUCGAGCAGCCUUCUGUUAAGCGCAGCAGAUGAUAGAUAUUACCUUUGAAGAAUCGCGCUUGGCGAGGACUAAGACUGAGGAUCAGGCAGUAAAGUAAUUCUGGUGGCACUCGGUCGUGUCUGUUGCCCUUUCUUGCAAAUCGGUAUUUGAAGGGGACCUCAAUGUUCUCAAGAACGAAAACGAAAACAGCUUUGUACAAGCACCCAAUGUUCAUGUAUCGUUCCAACUUACGAACGAAAAAGAUAAGAUUGGCAUAACCACGUUACACAUUGUUUCCUUAACCCAAUCGAUGUCUAUCUUGCGCUGUAUCAAGUAGAAAUGCAAAUGGCAUCUGAUUGACUGCAACAAUAGGAUCCAUCCUCUUUAUAUAUGGUAUGGUUUUAAUAGUGUAAUGUGUGGCUACUGAGCUCAACGGCGGC